AUGUCAGGAUACUCCUACCUAAUUUCUAGUCUGUUGUUUGUAUCACAGCCGCAGGAGUCUGACACUCCGGUGGAAUCUUUUUAUGAUGAGGAUUAUGUCCGGAAUUCAUCAUAUACUGAUCUCAUUGAUUUGACAUAUCAUUUAAUUACUAGAGGAGCGAAUAAGCUGGAGAAAGAAUUACUUGUGUUAUGGGAGAUCAGAUUGACUUUAUUACUCUUCAAUGGCGAGUUGCCUGUGGCUAAAAGAGAGGCGAUCAAUCUCAACAACGCCCUCUUUCAGCAUGAGAAUCCAAACUCACCCAUUCCUCCUAUAUCCACGAACGCCAACCCGCUGCCGUUGCUAAUUGACAACAAUGGAUCUAGAGGGAAUACUCCACGCUUGUCACCUGCUCCCAAUGUGAUUUAUCCGUUGCCAAAAAACAAUGCUGGUCUUAUAAAUUAUCUGUUGUUGAUGCUUGUGUUGAGGUUGAAGUCUAUGCGCAACCUUGCAUUAGUGAAUGAACUAUACAAAUUAUGCUAUCAGGUGAGACUCAAAGGGUCUAGUUCGAAGGCGAUGAGCGUUCAGUUGAAAUUGUUCAAUCUCAGUUAUGAAAUUGUGUCUGUUCUCAUCACCACUAGAAACUAUUAUACCCUCUUAUCACUUUUGCGAUCAUUACGGCGAGAUACAACCCUCAGAGUACACAAACUGAACGUUCCCGAACCACAGUAUCAAACAUUUGCAUCAAACAUCUCAUUUCUUUGGAUCUAUGCCAAUUUGGUUGUUUAUUCGACUAAAGUGUCUGAACCAGAGCUUUCCACCUAUGCUGAUCAGUUUGAAAAUGAGUGGUCUUCUAUUGAAGAUGGUACAAAGAAAAGUUUACUUCAUGUCAUGGGUACAUAUGCUCCUUUGAUAGGAGGACCUAAACCUACAUCACCUUCUUUACGGGAACAAGAUUUCCACAUUAGGACAUUUGCGAACAUGAUUGCAACUGACAAAGUUUCCCCGCGCAUUAUCUGUUGCACACUAGGAACCUGGGAUUUGGAAAAUAAGCUUGAUAGUAAUUUUGAUGCAGGCGAAGGUUACUUUGACUCUGGAACAUCGAGCCAGUCUUUGAGCAAGAUUUAUGCCUAUAUCUUAUCCAAAUGGUCUGAUCACGUCCACAAUGUAUACGGCAUGGAAUGA
Messenger RNA from Clavispora lusitaniae ATCC 42720, 1161 nucleotides. RefSeq lists its product as uncharacterized. NCBI's taxonomy places the organism in Eukaryota, Fungi, Ascomycota, Pichiomycetes, Serinales, Metschnikowiaceae. The record is from RefSeq and is a predicted model, not a curated record.